AUGGAGAGCAUCCGCCUCGCCGACACCCACUGGCCGUCGUCUCUCCCGGCACCGGCGUCGGCCCACCUCCGCCGCUGCCACCUCCACCGCCUCCCCGGCCAAAUCUCCCUCCCCCGCACCUCCCCCUCCCUCUUCUCCCCGCACCAUCAUCGCCUCUGCCCCACGCCUCGCCAUGACCUCCUGCAGCCUCUCCUCGCCUCCGCAGCCCCUGCUUCUAGCCCCGAGCCAAAGCUCCCCGGCCCCGCCGCUUCCGGCGCGAAGCUCGUGCCCGCCUCCCCAGCCCCUGAUUCUAGCCCCGAGCCGAAGCCCUCCGGCGCGAAGCUCGUGCCGCUUGUCAUCUCCCUCGCGGUCGGCCUCGCCGUGCGGUUCCUCGCGCCGCGGCCCGCCGAGGUGAGCCCGCGGGCGUGGCAGCUGCUCUCCAUCUUCCUCUCCACCAUCGCGGGGCUCGUGCUGGGCCCGCUUCCCGUCGGCGCCUGGGCCUUCCUCGGGCUCACGGCCGCCGUCGCCACGCACACGCUCCCCUUCGCCACCGCCUUCGCCGCAUUCACCAACGAGAUCAUCUGGCUCAUCGUCAUCUCCUUCUUCUUCGCGCGCGGGUUCGUCAAGACGGGCCUCGGCGACCGCGUCGCCACCUACUUCGUCAAGUGGCUCGGGAGCAGCACGCUGGGGCUGUCCUACGGGCUCACCCUCGGCGAGGCCUGCAUAGCGCCGGCCAUGCCCAGCACUGCGGCGAGGGCAGGGGGCAUUUUCCUGCCGAUCAUCAAGUCACUCUCCCUCUCGGCUGGGAGCAAGCCCAAUCAUCCGUCUUCACGGAAGCUCGGAACAUAUCUUGUCAUGUCGCAAUUCCAGGCAGCUAGUAGCUCAAGUGCUUUAUUCCUGACUGCUGGGGCACAAAAUCUGUUGUGCUUGAAUCUAGCAGAAGAGCUUGGUGUUAUUAUCGCAAAUCCAUGGGUAACAUGGUUUAAAGCUGCUAGUUUGCCAGCUAUAGUUUCUCUCCUAGCAACGCCAUACUUGCUAUACAAAAUCUUCCCCCCUGAAAUAAAGGACACCCCUGAGGCCCCGGCAUUGGCUGCAGAGAAGCAGAAGCAGAUGGGGUCGGUGACUAAAAAUGAAUGGGCUAUGAUUGGCACAAUGAUUCUUGCAGUCGCGCUAUGGAUUUUUGGGGAUGCUAUUGGUGUGUCCAGUGUUGUGGCUGCAAUGCUUGGGCUCUCCAUUCUUCUUCUGCUUGGUGUGCUGGACUGGGUUGAUAUCUUGAAUGAAAAAUCCGCAUGGGAUACGUUGGCUUGGUUUUCAGUUCUGGUUGGGAUGGCAGCACAACUCACAAACCUGGGGAUUGUUUCUUGGAUGUCAAGCUGUAUUGCUAAGCUGCUUCAGUCUUUCUCAUUGAGUUGGCCUGCAGCAUUUUGUGUUCUUCAGGCCUCCUACCUUGUGAUCCAUUAUCUAUUUGCAAGCCAAACUGGGCAUGUUGGAGCCUUGUACUCGGCAUUUCUGGCUAUGCAUGUAGCAGCAGGUGUCCCUCGUGUGCUUUCAGCACUUGCUUUGGCGUUCAACACAGAUUUGUUUGGGGGAAUAACUCACUACAGUAGUGGGCAGGCAGCGGUAUACUUUGGAGCUGGGUAUCUUGAGCUUCCCGAUGUUUUCAGGAUUGGUUUUAUAUCAACCUUGAUUAACGCAUUGAUCUGGGGAGGUAUUGGGACCUUUUGGUGGAAACUUUUAGGGCUCUACUGA
Molecule: messenger RNA, 1728 nt
Organism: Miscanthus lutarioriparius
Lineage: Eukaryota; Viridiplantae; Streptophyta; Magnoliopsida; Poales; Poaceae
Source: the annotation of a GenBank genome assembly